AUGAAUAUUGUUAAGGCAAUUAGAUAAGCUUUCUAAUUUUCAAGAGUCAGAUAUUUUGUUUAAUAGAAUGAUCCUAUAAUUAAUGCUGAUUAUCUUGACUCUAAAUAAUUCAAAAUUCCUAAUGUUGGUUCCAACACUCAAAAAAUUACUGAGGAUGGAGAAAAUUGUAAAGUUACUGUUUAAGGAUAAGAGGUCAAAUCUUCUGAAAAGUAAAUUUCAAUUUAUUUUCUUAUCUUUUAGAUUGCGAAUCAAUGUAAAAGUGAAAAAUUGUAAAGAAAUUAAUGGAAUCAUUGCAUAUAUUUGAUGCUGAUUAUAUAAAUUCAUUAAACAUACC
This is a messenger RNA of Paramecium sonneborni, 334 nucleotides long. The record is from the annotation of a GenBank genome assembly. NCBI's taxonomy places the organism in Eukaryota, Ciliophora, Oligohymenophorea, Peniculida, Parameciidae.